AUGGGUGCUAUAUGUUCAUGUAAAUGUUGUGGAUGCUCAAAGGCCAAGCCAAAUCCUCCUUAAAAAGUUGAGCAGACUAAACCUAAAUUGAUAAUUGAACCUAAACCAGAACCCAAACCAGAACCAAAACCGGAACCAAUAGUUGUGGUACCAGAACCAGAACCAAAGCCAGAAAUUUAGAUAGAAGAAAAAGUGGAUUUGAACCCACCUGAAGAAGCAAAACCAAUUGAGGUUGAUAAGGAAGAAAGUAUUUAAUAAACAGAUCAGGACGAAUCAGACUUUGAUAAAGCAGUAACUGCUAUUUUAGAUAGAAGCAAAGUCUUUUAGGAAAAUAAGAAGGAAAUAGAAAACCAAUUAAGUGCUAUGUUUAAACAAGAUUAAAAUAAAAUAAGAGAUUGUUCAGAAAAUCCCGAUUUUUGUGGACCUAAUGUAGCAAACAGAAAUAUUUGUGAUAUCAAAGACAAAUACGAUUUUUCCAAAGUGAAUGAAUUUUAAGAAUAUAGAGGAAAAAUAACUAUAGUGAGAUUAAUCUAAAAAUAAAAAUCGGCAAUUUGCACUUAUCUUGGCAAAAUAGAUGACAAAUAUUGUUGUGUAAAAUUAUUGCCAAUGGCAAAGAAAGAAGAUAUUAAAAAGUGGAUAGAAAGAGUUUUAUAGGUUUAGAAAAAACCUGAUGAUGCGAUGAUAGAGAUCUUUGGUUAAAAAUAUUACUAUUACAAAAUAGAAGAUGUAAAGAAUGAACAAGAAUAUUGCAACUGUUAUAUCAUUAGCAACCUAGAAUAAUAUAAUACUUACACUUUUAGCCAUCAUUAAUCAAUAACAUUAUUAGACAAAGUAAAAAUGGCAUAUUAAGCCAUCCAAGUAAUUUCCCUAGCUUUGAAAGCUAAAAUAUAAGAUGAUAAAUAAUCUGUAAAUCAAAGGCUGUCUGUAUAGAUAUCUAAGAAAUUGUGCACAGUGAAAAGAAAUAAUAUAUUGAUUUCUAGAGAUCAAGAAAACAAUAAAGAUUUUAAAUUACUCUUAUCUGAUUGGUAAUUGUUACUUGAUGAAUUUGAAAUGAUUAUUCCAAAUCAGAAACUUUAAAAUGAAGAUAAGAAUUAUGAAAAAUGUGUUAUUUUACUUCAAAGCGUGUCUGGCAAUCUUAGGAAUGCAGCUAGAUAGUAGGAGGACUUAGCAUUCAAUAAAGAUAUGAUAGAAUUGGAUGAAUUUACAAAAAAAGUUUUGUUUCUAAUAUUUUUUAGGGUCAAUUUUGAGUUACUUGAUGAAGUUGAACUAAAAGGUUUUAUAAAUGAAAUGAAAUUGAAAAAAAUAAAAGACAAUAUAGAUAAAAUUAAAGGCAAAGCAUUGGAUGAACACUAAUAAUUAAAAAGUUAAAUAAAAUCACGCUAUGCUUAAUCGGAUAAGUAAGAUGAAAAAGAUAAAAAUGAGAAGAUAGAGGACAAAAUAAACAAUAGCUAAAAUUAGCUACCUCAACUCAUUUGUUAAGAAUUUGGGUUUAUCGACUAAGAUGAUAAUAAUUUACUCUAUCAAAUUUACAUUAUGUUAGAAGUUUUAAGUACUGAAGCUAUGCGAACUCCACUUAGAGAAAUUCAAGAAGGGCGUCAUUGA
Molecule: messenger RNA, 1602 nt
Organism: Paramecium tetraurelia
Lineage: Eukaryota; Ciliophora; Oligohymenophorea; Peniculida; Parameciidae
Exons: 3
Source: RefSeq, a predicted model, not a curated record